CGCAGGUGCACGGGGCUCCGCACGGCCGGUGUGUGCUGCCCCCGCGCGGCCGCACUGCCGUCCUGCACCCGCUGGGGAGGGCACCUGCGAGCGCUCGGCCCCAAGAAGGUGAGCAAGUCCAAGUAUCUGUGAGGUCACCCUCCCUCUCCCAGCGGGAGGAAGGGGGGGAAGGGCCAGAUAUGGAGGUCGUCCAGCCCGCCAGAGCCAGCCUCCUGGGGAUUCUGCUGCUGCUGGUGAAGCUGUUGGUGCUGCUGGUCCAGAACCGGGUUCACCUGUACAAUCUCCUGCUUCUCAAGAUUCUCGUCUUCAACCACUGGCUGUCGGGGCUGGCCCAGGAGGCUUGGGGGUCCCGCGGCCGCCAGGCCUUUCCAGCCCCUGGGCUCGACGCCAGCCCCCUGUGCCUGGCGCUGCGGGCGGGGCUGGGACUGCUGGGGGUCCCCCUGUGGCUGGGGCUGCGGGCACCGCGGCUGGCCUGGGCGGGCAUACGGCGCUGUGCCCGGGCCUUGGGCCUGGCGCCGAAGCAGCUGGGCCUGUCUGCGGCCACCUGCGCGGACCUGCUUCUGUCCUGCCUGCACGGUCUGAUGCUGGCAGGCUUGCUGCUGUCGCUGCUGACCUGGAGGCUCUGCCGGAGGGCCCGUCGCUGCAGCCUGCGCGGGCUGCUCAGCAAGGCGCUGCUGGACACCUGUGUGGUGCCGGAGCUCCGGGCGCUGCUGAAACGUCUGUACUGGUGGGUGGAGACCACAACAGCCCUCGCCUGGCAUCUGGCCUAUCUCGUCACCUGGACCACCUGCCUUGCUUCCCACCUGCUGCAAGCCGCCUUCGAGCACACCGCCCGGCUGGCCCAGGCCCAGGAGGCUGAGCCGCCGCAGGGCUCAGGACCCUCGUCCGCGUCCCCGCUCCCCGAGCCUCUGGGUCCCAAGGCUGGGCCAGCCCUGCCAGAGCAUGGGACUCCUACAGAAUAAGUGUGUCCCCAUCUGCCUUUCUGG
Molecule: messenger RNA, 986 nt
Organism: Mustela lutreola (European mink)
Lineage: Eukaryota; Metazoa; Chordata; Mammalia; Carnivora; Mustelidae
Gene: TMEM270
Product: transmembrane protein 270
Exons: 4
Coding region: 180-962 (260 amino acids)
Source: RefSeq, a predicted model, not a curated record